ACUGCUCUUGUCCCCGAUUGGUCCGCACGCUUGGCCCCGCCCCUUUAGCGGCAGGAUUUACCGCAGCCUGCCGCCCGCAGCAGCAGAAAGAAAGUAGUACGGAGCAGAUGGUGGAGCACCUGCCCCCACACGGCGAGCGUUAAGUGUGUCCGCGUCCCUCCCGGUUCUUUGUGUUUUGAUCCCGGUUUUCGUCUCUUUAUGCUGAAAACCGAGACCCUUCAUUCAUAAUGUCGUGAUGCGCGUCACGAACAAAAAGUGUGAAACUACGCCAGAGUUUCUGCGUUUGGAAAAACUCCUGCUUUGCGCACUUCAGAGGAGUAAAGAUCUCCACGUUCCAGCCGUGAGAAUCCUCAGCAGCAGCCCGCUCCUGCACGCCCUCUUCCGCCUCCGGAGCACGAUGCCUCCCGGUGUGGUGACCGCCCCGCGCAGCUCCUCGGUCGGCUGCUUCUGCGCCUGCUGCGGGGGGAAGAUGAGACCCCAUUUAACCGAGAACUCCGUCAUCUCUCAGAGGGAAAUCUAUCAGCUCAUCAGUGAAAGUUUCCUGACAGUUAAAGGAGCUGCUCUCUUCUUACCUCGAGGAAAUGGCUCCUCCCCUUCAUCAGCUUCUCGGUUCUCCCAGCUGCGAAGUAAACAUGCAGGAGACAUCCAGCAGCAUCUGCAGACCAUGUUCACCCUCCUCAGACCGGAGGACAACAUCAAGCUGGCGGUCCGUUUGGAGAGCUCCCACGCUCAGGUGACCCGCUACAUGGUGGUGGUCUCAACCGUCGGGCGUCAGGACACAGAGGAGAGCGUGGUGCUGGGGAUGGAUUUCAGUCCAGUAGAUGGCUCGUGUUCAGUUGGGUUGGUUUUGCCUUUAUGGAGCGACACCUUGAUCCACCUGGAUGGAGACGGAGGAUUCAGCGUGUCAACUGAUAACAGGGUGCAUGUAUUCAAGCCUGUGUCUGUGCAAGCCAUGUGGUCGGCCCUACAGUCGCUGCACAAAGCCUGUGAAGUGGCUCGCUGCCACAACUACUUCCCUGGCAGCUUGUUCCUCACCUGGGUCAGCUACUACCAGAGCCGGGUCUCAUCCGACCAAGCCCGCAUCAACGAGUGGAACGCCAUGCAGGAUGUCCAGUCACACCGCGCCGACUCACCCGUGCUCUUCUCUGAUGUACCUACAGAGAGAGAGCUGACAGAGCGGCAGAUAAAAACCAGCCUGAGGGAAAUCAUGAUGCAGAAAGACCUUGAGAAUGUCACCUGCAAAGAGAUCCGAACCGAGCUGGAAAUGCACAUGACCUGCAACCUGCGAGAGUUCAAGGAGUUCAUCGACAACGAGAUGAUUGUCAUUCUGGGCCAAAUGGACAGUCCUACGGAGAUCUUUGAUCAUGUCUUCCUGGGAUCCGAGUGGAAUGCUUCCAAUUUGGAGGAGCUGCAGAAGAGCGGGGUUCAGUACAUUCUGAAUGUAACCAGGGAGAUCGAUAACUUCUUCCCUGGCGUGUUUGAGUAUCACAACAUCCGCGUUUACGACGAGGAGGCCACGGAUCUUCUUGCUUAUUGGAACGACACCUUUAAGUUCAUAUCCAGAGCAAAGAAAUCUGGAUCCAGGUGUCUGGUGCACUGUAAAAUGGGAAUAAGUCGCUCUGCAGCCACCGUGAUCGCGUAUGCCAUGAAGGAGUUCGGCUGGGAUCUGAAAAAAGCCUUUGAUUAUGUGAAGGAGCGUCGAACUGUGACCAAACCCAACCCUUCGUUUAUGAGACAGCUGGAGGAAUAUCAGGGCAUACUCCUGGCCAGCAAGCAGAGGCACAACAAACUGUGGCGUUCUCACUCUGAUAGCGACCUGUCUGAGCACCACGAACCUCUGUCCAAGUCCUACGCCCAACCCCACAGCCUAGGCCGCUCAGACCCCCACAACCAGGCCAGCAGCAUGCUGGGUCCGUCAGUCAAAGAACUGCUGGAAUCACUGGGAAGUUCAGCAAGCACUGGAAAAGAAUCGCACUCUAAGAGCCAGCCUGACACCGGCGUCUAUUCCAGCCAUCUUGGCUCUUCUUCCUUCGGAGGGGCAGCUGCUCUAUCAGGUGACGCUGUAGCUCAGAGCCUCAAGGGCCCCCCUCAUGCUGAUAAAGCCCCCAGCAGGCAGCUGGACUCCUCCACUGCUGGUUCUGUGUCUUCGUCUCCUCCUCUCUCCAAUGGCCUCUCUGACUCGGAGGAGCAGCCCUCAUACCCUCCCCUCUCCCAGCCAAAGGCUGCCACGGUGGUGCCUGAACCCCAGAGGACAGAAAUAACUGUUGCACAAAGCAUUUUGGUGGGUCAGCCUCACCCUCCCCCAUCUGUCCACCACCUCCCCCUUUCUCCCCCAUCAUCCCCUGCUCCGGCAUGCAGGGGCGAAGCUGUCAGACCGGAGGUGUCAUGCUCAGUCAGCGACCAGCAGACUCCCGGGUCGUCUUUAGGCGGCGCGUUGAGCCACCCUCCGUUCUCUACUGACUCUUUGAGCCUUUCCAACGUUCCUCCGCAGGACAACGUGCUGUUGUUUGGACAUAGUGCCGAUCACAUCAACUUUUUUAGUGCCAGAGAAAAGUUCAAGGGAAUGAGUGAUGAUGGCAAGCCUCACCCCGCUGCAGCGCAGCAGCCCACUCUCCUGAAGAGUGCUGCUAAAGAGCAGCUGCCGCUAACUCAGGAGGUCCCAGAUGGUGAGGUGAAGGAGGAAGAGAAAAAGCAGGAAGUGCUUGUUCCUGUGCAGGUCACGGGAGUGAAGCCUACAGAGACACUCGGCCAACAAGACCCGCUAACCCCCCCCCACAGCCAAGAACUGACAAAGCCCAAGCAGGAAGUGGAGGAACAAGAUGUUUGUUCACCGAAGGAAGUGAAAACUAAAGAUGACGAGGAAGCGGCGCCUGCCCCUCGUCUCUACAGCGAUUGGACGAGGGGGUCCGUGCGGCGUGUCACCCAACAGCUCGAGCAGCGAAUGAAACAAGAACACGAGGCGCCAACUCCCUCCUCCUCUCUGCCGUCCCUCUCUGGUUACACCAACCAUCAGCGGCGUCCUAACAGCAUUCAUUCUACAACCGUGUCACCACCACAGGACGCAUCAGCUGCUGGCAGUGGGAGGGGGGGUGAGGAUGGCACGUUUAGACCAGCUAAUGAGGGGAACACUCAGGUAAAUGAGACGGGGGUCCCUGUGCCUAACGACAAAGGCACAAAAGGAGACGAUCUCCAACCUGACGAUGCCAGAUCAUUCUCUACCUCGCUACCUUUGUCUACCCAAUCUCCGUUUGCCUCCGUCAACUUCCUUUGUCUGGAGGGCGUGACUGAAUUGGAGUCGAGCGUAGACUGGGACGGUUUCACAGAAGGAUCCCGCAGUCAGAUCAUCAUGAGGGACACAUGGGAGACUCUGUGCGAGUUGGGGGCCUUCCUGCACCAAGUGAGCAUGGCAGGAGCCUGCAAGUCCAGGCGUAUAGGCCAGGCGUUGGGAACCGCUCAGAAACGAGGAAGCAGGUUCCAGAAAAAGGCUAGAGAAGUGGAGGCCAGGAUUCGCCAGGCAGGUCUAACCCCUCCUUCUCUGAUGAAGCGCUCAGCCUCACUGGCCAAACUCGGCUGCUUGGAGCUUCUUCCCAAUGAUCUGAGCGAGUGGGAGCUCGGCUGCUCUGCUGUGGCUCCGCCCUCGGCACAAGCCCCAGUCAACGACGAGUCCAAGAAGCAGCGGGUCCACAACUCCCCUUCCUCUGGCAGCAAGCAGCCUGAAGGGGUUGAGCUUACUCCCGCGAGGCUUUCUAAAGCCGGAGAAGGUUUACCAGGAAUUUCAGAACCCUUGAAUUCAAAUCCACAUAGAGAAAAACUCCAAAACACCAGUCAGGACUCUCUGCUAUCUCCUGUACCAACACUUCUGACAACAAGGCAACAAUAUGGAAGGACUCACCCUCUGAGGCAGCUUAAGAAAAGAACUGUUAGCACCCUGUACCACACCAUGUAAGGCUGCGUGUCUGUCUGUGAGAGAGGAUCACGUGCAUAUGUUUGUUCAGAUAAACAAAAAUGCCUCUUGCCUUAAAGAAUUUCUUUAGUCGUUUUUUUACGUUUUCCCUUACAGGUCCUUCAAGAACCCCAGAAAUCUGUGAAAUCAGAGCAGUGACAAGGCUGUGAAGGUUUCAUUGAACUGAAAGUGAGAGUUAGUCCAAAAACUGCGCUUUACACACUUGUUUUGAUCUAGGAUACGCCUGAGCCUGUACACACUCACUGCAAACAUCAUCGCUGGUUUCUUUUCACUCGAUCCCUGUUCUGUGCAGUGUUUAGUCUUUAUUCUCAGCGGAUACCUGCUGGUUAUGUUGCGGCGGUAGCUGGGAUGUAAACUAAACAGAUGAACUGAGACUUAAACGGGCCGGUUUGGGUUCAGUUAAUUCAAAUUUGGCAGAGCAUUUCCUUGUUGAGCAACUGAUGCUGCAGAUUUGUGACUUCCUGUAAGGGAAAGGUGAAUCGAGGAUGAGAUUAAAUGGUUGUUUAGAGUAAAUGAAAAGAAAGAAGGAAUGUUUCCUUUUAUUAUUUCAGCCUCUCUGGUUUGUUAGAAUGUUCUCCUCAGUCUGAAGUAAUUUUAAUGACAUUGCUUAAUAAACUGGAACAAACUGAUGCGCGUCUUCAGUUGUGAUGCCACUCAAAGUGGAUUUUUAUUUUUUACUGCAACAGUAGGUUUGGGGGCUAAAAGUUAAAGGCAGAGUGUGUGUUUGUUUCCUGCUGUUUCCUUUGGCUUGUAAAGGUUCAUUGUGAGUGCUGUAUUUUUGUUUUUACAUGUUUUUUGUUUUUUUUAAUCUUUUUGUCCAGAUUUUAGGAGUGUGCCUCUGACUGGCAAGUGAAGCUUCUCUGCAAUCAGAAAUGUCUGCACAGGGACGUCUGUCAUCCAUGCACUUUACUCCCGUUUAAAAUUUUAAACUUAUUUUCUUUUAUUCAGGAUGCUAGUGUAGGUGUUGGGUAUGUGUGUGUCCAUUGUAAACAGCAUUUUUGUUUUAAAGUCAUUGUAAAUAUUCUUUUAUAUUAUGUGCAUCAACUGUGACCAUUAAACAAUGGAGAUUUAAGAA
This is a messenger RNA of Nothobranchius furzeri (turquoise killifish), 5039 nucleotides long. It is a transcript of the gene ssh2b, whose product is annotated as slingshot protein phosphatase 2b. The record is from RefSeq and is a predicted model, not a curated record. Gene Ontology annotation, cellular component: cytoplasm. Gene Ontology annotation, biological process: actin cytoskeleton organization; negative regulation of actin filament polymerization; protein dephosphorylation. NCBI's taxonomy places the organism in Eukaryota, Metazoa, Chordata, Actinopteri, Cyprinodontiformes, Nothobranchiidae. Gene Ontology annotation, molecular function: protein tyrosine/serine/threonine phosphatase activity; actin binding.